Messenger RNA from Penicillium cinerascens, 2547 nucleotides. RefSeq names its product mRNA-binding ubiquitin-specific protease UBP3. Gene Ontology annotation, cellular component: cytosol; nucleus. Gene Ontology annotation, molecular function: cysteine-type endopeptidase activity; cysteine-type deubiquitinase activity. Gene Ontology annotation, biological process: protein deubiquitination. NCBI's taxonomy places the organism in Eukaryota, Fungi, Ascomycota, Eurotiomycetes, Eurotiales, Aspergillaceae. The transcript is spliced from 2 exons. The record is from RefSeq and is a predicted model, not a curated record. The coding region runs from base 1 to 2547 and encodes 848 amino acids.
AUGAAUCACCAUCUGCCCACGAUGCACCACGGGCAGCCGCCGAUGCCCCCAUCGAGACGGCAGCAAGAUUUUGCAUACAACCCGGGUCCUCCCAACAUGCGCUCUCCCCCGUAUAUGGGUUACCCACCGCACAUGAACGCACCCAUCAACGGACAUAUGCCUCCUGCGUUUUCACCACAGCAAUUCCCUCCUUCCCCGUGGUACCCUCCUGCGGCGCCAUACGGUCAUAUGCAAAUGCCCCCUCGACACUACCAACCUGCCCCGUAUGGACCGAUGAUUGUCUCAUCCUAUCCUCACUCACAGCCUAUCAUGGCGCCCAACCACCUCCCCCCUCCCACUAUACCGAUGCAACCACGAACAUCAACUCCGUUGCAGCCGACCAUGUCUCCAUCGCUUCAAGCACCUCCCCUUCAACCUGAAAUGCCGGACCACCCUAUUCUUCCUGUCCAGCCUCAGCACUACCCCGUCGCGUCACCGCCACCACGAUGGGAGCCCAAGGUAAUCCCAGAGUCAAAGCCCGCUUUUGUUGCACCCGUUCCCUGGCUUUCUGUCCCUGAACUGCCUUUCCCAGCUCGAGCUCUACGCGGAUGCCGAAAGACCCGAGCCAUGCCGGCAUCUGUUGAGUUUCCCAAGAAGGAUGGUCAGUGGAUCAUUGGUGAAAAGAAGGGGGAGGUCGAUGAAGUCACACCGGAGGAAGCAGCUGCGCAAGCUGCGUCAGAGCCCCAAACACCUACUGGCUCCGUUCCUCCGUCUGAUACAAACUCCACCCAUCCUACCACUCCCUCCUCAACUGCGAAACUCCCGUCUCAGCCGAAUGAUUCACGACCUGCUAUUCCUCUGGCCCCUGUUGUCCCAGUACUCCCGAGUGUUCCUGGAGCACCUCGCCAUCAUACCAAAAAUAGUGCCAGUACUUCCUCAGAAACGCCCAGGUCGACUACAAUCGCUGCUAUCGAGGAUGGCUCGGAGGAAGUUACUACCGUUGAAACUCCCAAGCCAGCGGGUCCGAAGUCCUGGGCUGGAUUGUUCGGCACAAAGCAGGCCGGUCGCCAAGCUGCGCCUACUGCUUCGGCCGAGCCGAAUCCAAUGGCUGUGCAGAAGAACGAAACCCUUGCAGAUGUCCUCAGCAGCCUUGGUGAAGAUGUCACCCAGUACAGUGACAAAAUUGGCUUCCUCGAGCCUCGGGGUCUGGUUAACACUGGCAAUAUGUGCUACAUGAACUCCGUCCUGCAAAUCCUUGUCUCUUGUGUUCCUUUCCAUCAGUUCCUUGACUAUGUUGGUCGCCGUGCUUCGCAUAGCUUCCACAGCGAUAUGCCUUUGGUCGAUGCCUUGAUCAUGUUCAUGAGAGAGUUCCGUGUCAUCGACGCUGCGACUUCGGAAGAGCAGUUGAAAAUGCGACUGAAGCCUAAUGAGCUGGAGCAGUAUGGCGAGGCAUUUGUUCCCGAGUUUGUUUAUGAGAUGAUUCGACAGUUGCCGCGUUUCAGAGACAUGCGGCGUGGACACCAACAAGACGCUCAAGAAUUUUUGGGCUUCCUCCUUGAGGAGCUGCAUGAAGAGUGUGAUCGUGCUGCCAAGCACGCUUCCAAGUCUAAAAAUGCACAGGAUGAGGGCGAUGGGGCUGUUGAUGGGUGGCUCGAGGUUGGCCACAAGCAAAAGGCAGCGGUGACUCAAUCCUCAGGGGCUAUUUCCACCGAGUCGCCAGUCACAAGGAUCUUCGGAGGCAAGCUGCGAUCGGAGUUCAAAGUGCCAGGCAAUAAGACCUCUGUCACCAUGGAACCCUAUCAACCUCUGCAGCUGGACAUCGGAGCACCUGAUGUCCACAACAUCAUCGAUGCGCUGAAGCGACUUACCAAGCCCGAGAGUAUCCAAGGAGACUUCAACCCGUCGCGUGGCCCUAACGUCACUGCUACCAAGCAAAUCUUCAUUGAGACGUUGCCCCCGGUUCUCAUCCUUCACCUCAAGCGCUUCCAGUAUGACAGCUUGACUGGAGCAACCCAGAAAAUUUGGAAGAAGGUCGGAUACCCGCUUGAUUUGGAGAUUCCACGCGAGGUUUUCCCCGCCCAUCAACGCAAUGCCAUGGCGGCCCAGGGUGGUCUUCCCAAGUACCGUCUCAUGGGUGUCAUUUACCACCACGGAAAGAACGCUAGCGGUGGUCAUUAUACAGUGGACGUCAGACGCCAAGAUGGUCGUGAGUGGAUUCGUCUGGAUGAUACUGUUAUCCGCCGGGUCCGCAGCGAAGAUGUUGCGGAGGCUGGCGGCGAGGAGGAUCCCAAGGUGCUUGCAGCAGCUCUUGAGCAGCACAAGCAGGACAAGACUCCUCGCAGCAACAUCUUUGACCAUAUUGAUCAGGACGACAUGGAAUCCACUGACAGCGAAAAGGGCUGGAGCCAGGUCAACGGAAAUGGCUCUGGCGGACAUGCGAGCAAGAAGUCCGUCAAUGGAGUGACUCCCUCGCCUCAAACCUCGUCUGGAAUUCGCACUCCGCUUGGCAGAUAUGGCAGUCGGGACAACCGAGUCGCCUAUCUGCUGUUCUACCAGCGCAUGGCCUGA